Paraphaeosphaeria sporulosa is the source of this 1524-nucleotide messenger RNA. RefSeq lists its product as uncharacterized. NCBI's taxonomy places the organism in Eukaryota, Fungi, Ascomycota, Dothideomycetes, Pleosporales, Didymosphaeriaceae. The transcript has 4 exons. Gene Ontology annotation, molecular function: transmembrane transporter activity. The record is from RefSeq and is a predicted model, not a curated record. Gene Ontology annotation, biological process: transmembrane transport. Gene Ontology annotation, cellular component: membrane. Bases 1 to 1524 code for a protein of 507 amino acids.
AUGGCCGCCCAGCCCGAGCUCGUCAACGAGAAGCAGCAGAUUGUCUCGCUCGAGAGUGGUUCCCAGACCAGCUCCCCCGCCGAGUUCCAUGAUGACCUGCCCGAUCCCGAUGCCGGCAAGAGCGACGAGGAGCGCGCCCGCCUUGACAAGGCGCUGGUGCGGAAGAUUGAUCUGUGGCUAGUCCCAUGGCUCUCGCUCUUGUAUCUCUUGUCUUUCUUGGACCGCACCAACAUCGGCAAUGCGAAGACGGCGAAGCUGGAGAAGGGCAUUGGCAUGGUCGGUCGUGACUACAACAACGCCCUAACCAUCUUCUUCAUCUCUUACGCUGGUGCUGAGCCCGUCACCAACAUUCUCCUCAAGCGUUACUCGCCCCGCGUCUUCUUCACCUCCAUCAUCAUCUCCUGGGGUGCCAUCAUGACCGUCAUGGGCUUCGUCGAGAACCAGGCCGGACUCCUUGCGUGCCGCUGGUUCCUCGGUCUGACCGAGGCUGGUCUGUUCCCUGGUGUCAACUACUACCUCUCUUGUUGGUAUAAGCGCCAGGAGCUUGGCUUCCGUGCUGCCCUGUUCUUCUCUGCUGCUGCCUUGGCUGGCUCUUUCGGUGGUCUUCUCGCCGCCGCCAUCAUCCAGAUGGAGGGUGUUCGUGGAUACGAAGGAUGGCGCUGGAUCUUCAUCCUCGAGGGUCUCAUGACCGUCUUUGUCGGUCUCUUCUGCUGGAAGAUGGUCUUCAACUUUCCCGACACUGCGGGUUUCCUCACUCCCGAUGAGAGACUGCGUGCCCAGCGCCGUCUCAGCGCCGAUAACCAGACGCGUGCCGAGGCCGAGAAGAUCAGCCGCAAGUAUGUGUUCCAGGCCAUGAAGGACUGGAAAACAUGGUGCUACGCCCUGCAGUACAUGGGCUGCCUCUGUCCGCUGUACUCGUUCUCGCUCUUCUUGCCAACCAUUCUCCAAGAUGGCAUGGGCUACAAGGGCACCCACCUGCAGCUCAUGUCCGUACCACCGUAUGCCGUUGCUGCCGCCAUGACGGUAUUCGUCGGAUGGUUCGCCGACCGCACCAAACUGCGUGGCUACGCCAACAUGGUCGUCUCUUUGAUGGGCUGCGUCGGCUUCGCCAUGUUGCUCGCCAGCAAGAAUCCGCACGUUCAGUACGCCGGAACCUUCCUCGGCGCCGCAGGCAUCUACCCCACCGUCCCCAACACCCUCACCUGGGCGUCCAACAAUGUUGAGGGCUCGCUCAAGCGCGGUGUCAUGGUCGGCAUAGUAGUUGGUUGGGGUAACAUGAACGGUGUCGUCUCCUCCAACAUCUACAUGGCGCCGCAGAAGCCACGGUACUGGACUGGCCACGGUACGGUCCUUGGCUACAUGUUCGUGUGUCUCUUUGGUGGCUCUGUCCUUACGCACGUCCUGCUGAGGCGCGAAAACCACAUGCGCAAGACGGGCCGGCGCGACCACUGGGUCGAGGGAAAGAGCGAGCAGGAGAUUAGGGAUCUCGGUGACAUCCGCCCCGACUUUAUCUACACCACGUAG